Olea europaea var. sylvestris is the source of this 1692-nucleotide messenger RNA. Its product is annotated as shaggy-related protein kinase alpha-like. NCBI's taxonomy places the organism in Eukaryota, Viridiplantae, Streptophyta, Magnoliopsida, Lamiales, Oleaceae. The record is from RefSeq and is a predicted model, not a curated record. Gene Ontology annotation, biological process: signal transduction; protein phosphorylation. The transcript is spliced from 13 exons. Gene Ontology annotation, cellular component: cytoplasm. Bases 205 to 1440 code for a protein of 411 amino acids. Gene Ontology annotation, molecular function: ATP binding; protein serine/threonine kinase activity.
UCGAUCGAUUACCAAAAACACCGAAUACCCAAAACAGAAAAGCCAAAAAAAUAAAAAUAAAAUUCUAAAAGUAUUUUGUUCAGGAUUCCAAGACACAUUCAUCAAUCGGUAUGCAAUCUGAAUAAUUUCCGUGGGUUAUUCUUCUUCUUGAUCUGAGACAAAUCUGGUGGGAAAGCCCGUUUUGUGUUGUAUACUGUGAUAAACAUGGCUUCAGCAAAUGUAGCUCCUGCAUCUGGUAUUGGAGAACCCGGUGGAAAUACUGCUGGUCUAGAUAGAUUACCAGAUGAGAUGAAUAAUAUAAAGCUUAGGGACGACAAGGAUAUCGAACCAACUUUUGUAGACGGUAACGGGGCAGAAACUGGCCAUAUAAUUGUGUCAACAAUUGGUGGUAAAAAUGGACAGCCGAAGCAGACUGUAAGUUAUAUGGCAGAGCGUAUAGUGGGACAGGGAUCUUUCGGAGUAGUGUUUCAGGCAAAAUGUUUAGAGACGGGUGAAACUGUUGCAAUUAAAAAGGUUCUUCAAGACAAGAGAUACAAGAACCGUGAGCUACAAACCAUGCGUCUCAUAGACCACCCUAAUGUUGUGUCUUUAAAGCACUGCUUCUUUUCAACAACUAAGACUAAGAAGGAUGAGCUUUACCUUAACUUGGUAUUGGAGUAUGUUCCUGAGACUGUUCAUCGGGUGAUUAGACACUAUAGCAAGAUGAAACAGAGAAUGCCAAUGAUAUAUGUGAAAUUGUAUGCUUAUCAGAUUUUUAGAGCACUGGCUUAUAUCCAUGGCAGUAUUGGGGUAUGUCACAGGGACAUUAAACCUCAAAAUGUACUGGUCAAUCCACAUACUCAUCAAUUGAAACUAUGCGACUUUGGAAGUGCGAAAGUCUUGGUUAAAGGAGAGCCAAACAUUUCAUAUAUAUGUUCUAGAUAUUAUCGGGCUCCAGAACUGAUAUUUGGUGCAACGGAAUACACUACCGCCAUUGACAUCUGGUCUGCUGGAUGUGUAUUGGCUGAGUUAUUGCUGGGACAGCCUCUUUUCCCUGGUGAAAAUGGAGUGGAUCAGCUUGUUGAAAUUAUCAAGGUUUUGGGCAGCCCAACAAGGGAGGAGAUAAAAUGUAUGAAUCCCAAUUACACCGAGUUCAAAUUCCCACAAAUUAAAGCACACCCAUGGCACAAGAUAUUUCACAAACGCACGCCUCCAGAAGCUGUGGAUCUUGUGUCAAGGCUUCUGCAAUAUUCUCCCAAUCUACGAAGUUCUGCUUUAGAGGUGUUGAUUCACCCAUUCUUUGAUGAGUUGCGUGAUCCAAACAUUCGCCUGCCAAAUGGACGUUUUCUUCCUCCAUUGUUCAACUUUAAGCAACACGAACUCAAGGGCGCUUCUGUGGAGUUGCUGGGGAAGUUGAUUCCAGAGCAUGCAAAAAAACAAUGUGCAUUCCUUGGUCUGUGAUGUGGUUGAUCAUCAUCUUUGUGUAUAUGCUACUAACUGAGGAAAAUGAGUCAAUAACUUUUUUUAAUUACAAUAUAUUCCUAUUUAUUGUAUUUGGUUUUAGCUGUGGAGUAAGAAAGUUGCAAGGUUGUAACCAUUUUUUGUAAUGACUAUUGUUGAACAGGAGCUCAAUUUUCUCCCUUUCUGGUGUAAUAUUUGUUUACCGUUGUAAUGUAAUAUAAAACGAGAAUUCGUUUUGGUUUUACUGUUUAA